AUGCGCACGCCACAGGAGGACAUGUUCGGUCUCACCCAGGAUCAGGCGUACGCUCUGCUGACGUCAGAGAAGACCGACGAGCUUCUUGAAACCAUCAUAUCAGCGUACGAGCGGUGCAAGCGGCACCACGACUUUGUGGUGAUAGAGGGCACGUCCAUGCGUGACGGCACCAACACCUCGCCCCUCAACGGCCUCAUUGCCUCGGCCCUUGAAGCCCCUGCCCUGCUGGUCUCCGAUGGUCGUGCUGCCUCACAGUUCCACCCCAAGCACACCGAGUCAGGCGGGGUGUUUGAGGACUGGGACUGGGAGAAGGAGGCAGCAGGGUGCAUCCUGGACCAUGCGCGCAUCAUGAGGCAGUCACGCGUUGACGUGGCAGGCGCGCUCAUCUACCGCAUGCCCAAGACGUCAAGAGGCGCGGCACGGCUGAGGGAGUACAUCACACGCGCUCACAUCCCCUUCGUGGGGGCCAUCCCUGAAGAUGUCUCACUCGAGUCGUUCCAGGUGGAGGACGUGGCUCGAGUGCUGAACGCGCACGUGCUAUACGGCGACCUGCCUCACAGCAACAACAUGACCACCGAAGUCACGCGCACGCUCGUGGCAACGCUGCAUCUGGCAGACAUGCUCUCCUACAUCCCGCCCUCCGAUGACCCAGGCAAGGGCGUGCUGGUUGUGGCACACGCCAGUCGCCCGGACAUUUUACUGGGGAUGAUCGACCUGCAUGAGACGCACCUCAGCACCCAGGUGGCAGCCAUGGUACUAACUGGAGGCUCGCCUCCUCCCCUCGAAGUCGACAUGCUCAUUCGGAGCCGGCCGACACGUGUGUCCCUCCCAGUGCUGCUGUCCCCCAAGGCCACACACGACACGUGCAUCGCCCUCACCAAUGCACAGCCGGAGCUGCACGCCACGUCGCACCGCAAGAUUGAACGAGCCGAGGUCAUAUUCCAUGAGAACGUGGACAUGCGCAUGCUGCACCAGGUGUUAUUCAAGGAGCGCCCCCUCCGCAUGAACCCCAAGCUCUUCCAGCACACCAUAUUUGACAAGUGCCGAGAAGCACAGUCCCACAUCGUGCUGCCAGAGGGAGCAGAGCCUCGGACCAUCCAGGCAGCAGGGGAGGUGCUGCGGCGGUCGCUAUGCCGGGUGACGCUCAUAGGCCAUCCCGAUGAGAUCAUCACGGCAGCCAAGCAGCUGCGUGUGGACGUGUCUGGUGCUGACAUUGUCUACCCGCCCUCUGCCCCCAACCUGGACCAUUAUGCUGAGCUGCUGUAUCAAGCCCGCAAAGACAAGGGCGUGACUCUGAUGGAAGCCCACGAGCACAUGAUCACGGACCCCAACUACCUGGGUACAGCCAUGGUGGCAGCAGGCGAUGUGGAUGGCAUGGUGUCAGGUGCCGUGCACACCACCAUCGCCACCAUCCGCCCAGCUCUUCAGAUGAUCCCUAAACUGCCCAACACCGCGAUCAUCUCGAGUGUGUUCUUCAUGUGCCUGCCUGACCACGUGUACAUCUACGGUGACUGCGCCAUCAACUCCAAUCCGACGGCUGAGGAGCUCGCGAUGAUCGCCAUCUCGUCAGCCGACACUGCAGCUGCCUUUGGCGUGGAGCCGCGUGUGGCAAUGCUGUCCUACUCCACCCUGGAUGAACGCAAGGAAGACACGAUAGUGCAGAAGGUGGUGCGGGCAACGCAGCUAGUGAAGCAGCAGCGGCCAGACCUGCUGGUGGAGGGACCACUGCAGUACGACGCUGCUGUCAACCCCAUGGCCGCCCACAACAAGAUGGACGGCAGAGAGUCCGACGUGGCUGGCAAGGCCUCGGUCCUCAUAUUCCCAGACCUCAACACAGGCAACAACACCUACAAGGCCGUGCAACAGGCCACAGGAGCCAUUGCCAUGGGACCAGUGCUGCAGGGGUUGAGUCGGCCGGUGAAUGAUUUGAGCCGAGGGUGCACCACAAAGGACAUCGUGCAUUCGGUGGUGUGGAACUGCCUCGGCGAGAAGCUCGGGUCAGGUUCGGUGGACCAAACCAUCCGCGUGUGGCAAGUGGAUCCCAGCGGCCAAUCAAACCACAGCAAGCAGCGCGAGGUGGAGUUGAGGGGCCACAGUGAGAGCGUGGAUAACCUGUGCUGGGACCCCCUGCACCCUGAUCUGCUUGCGUCUGCUUCUCAAGACAAGUCCGUUCGCAUCUGGGACACAAGAUCUGCCAGAUGUCAGCAGAGUGUGACUCUAAAGGGGGAGAACAUCAACGUCACGUACAAGCCCGAUGGCACGCACAUCGCCGUGGGCAACAGCGCGGACGAGUUGACCAUUUUGGAUGUGAGGAAGCUGAAGCCAAUCCACAAGCGCAAGUUCACCUAUGAGCUGAACGAGUUUGCAUGGGACCGGACAGGCUCGAUUUUCCUUGUCACGACUGGCACAGGCGCAGUGGAAGUUUUGGGUUACCCCUCCCUGCAGACACUAGACACCCUGCACGCGCACACAGCAGGAGUGUAUUCCCUGGCCAUUGACCCCCUUGGCAGGUACUUCGCAGCGGGCAGUGCAGACGCACUGGUCAGCCUUUGGGACAUGCAGCACAUGCUGUGUGUGCGAACCUUCACACGCCUCGA
Molecule: messenger RNA, 2597 nt
Organism: Closterium sp. Yama58-4
Lineage: Eukaryota; Viridiplantae; Streptophyta; Zygnematophyceae; Desmidiales; Closteriaceae
Source: the annotation of a GenBank genome assembly